AACAACAAAUGGGUAGACUAUUUAGAUAAAUGUAAAUUAGAUAUCAACUUUUGAGUCUUUAUCAAAACAAAUAUAUAAAAGGAUUUAUCUUUGUCCUAAAGAAUCGUCGAUAAACUCAUAUGUAAUCUUUCAAGAUCUGCUAAAUCUCACGUUUUCUAUCCACAUCUAAACCCUUAUCAAUUCUUAAAGCUUUUGAUUUUUCAGCAUUUUGGCGUUAACUGAGUAUUGGUGUGAUGGAUCUAUUCCAAAGGGCUGAGAGCGUCCGCCUUAGAAACCGGAAAGACAAGUUCCUAAUAGCGAUGGAUGACAAAGAAUCGGUUUCACAAAGUCGCAAAGGAUCAAAUAAUGAUGCAAUUUGGAGGGUGGAAUUUGUUGAGGGAAGACAAGACGCCCUUCGGCUUAAGAGUUAUUUCGGGAAAUACCUAACAGCUACCAACACACCAUUCAUUCCAGGUGUUUCUGGGAAGAAAGUGAUCCAAGCUGAUCUUCCAGAAAAGACAUACCCAUCGGUCGAAUGGGAACCCAUAAGGGAUGGAUUUCAGGUGCGCUUCAAAUCAUUUUGGGGGACUUACCUUCGACCUAAUGGAGGAUUACCACCGUGGAGAAACUCCAUUACACACGACGCCCCAAAUACUAAUAGGACCUACGAAAAAGUCUUAUGGGAUAUUGAGGUUGUCGAGAAACGAUCUUUAUUACAUCGACGAACCAGAUCAGAUUCCACCUUUCAGAGAUUGGAAAAUUUGGCAUUUAUCAGAUCUAAUUCAAAUUCCAUGGCCUCAACUCUUGUUUCUCCUAAGCCAAAGCCUAAGGCUUAUCUUGGGGAACAAGAAAUCAGUUAAAUCAACAUUUACGUGGAUGCAUGUUAUAACAAACAUGUAUCUGCAUGCAGGUAAAAUAAUAUUAGAGCUUUUAUAUUUAUAUACGGAAUUGUGUUGAUUAAAAAAAUAACAUAUACACUCAAUUCUUCCUAGUAUAUCAAUCUGCCAUGAAGUAGAUUGAGAUUCUUGUCUUUCGUUUCUUAUG
Molecule: messenger RNA, 1023 nt
Organism: Nicotiana tabacum (common tobacco)
Lineage: Eukaryota; Viridiplantae; Streptophyta; Magnoliopsida; Solanales; Solanaceae
Source: RefSeq, a predicted model, not a curated record